Macrosteles quadrilineatus (aster leafhopper) is the source of this 2766-nucleotide messenger RNA. RefSeq names its product histone-lysine N-methyltransferase 2C-like. Gene Ontology annotation, molecular function: histone binding; histone H3K4 methyltransferase activity; transcription coactivator activity. The transcript is spliced from 17 exons. The record is from RefSeq and is a predicted model, not a curated record. Gene Ontology annotation, biological process: positive regulation of transcription by RNA polymerase II. Gene Ontology annotation, cellular component: MLL3/4 complex. Lineage: Eukaryota; Metazoa; Arthropoda; Insecta; Hemiptera; Cicadellidae. The coding region runs from base 1 to 2766 and encodes 921 amino acids.
AUGGAUGAAAUUAAGCAAACAAAUGAAGAAGAAAUUGACGUUGUCGACUCAGAAGAUGCGGAAGAAGAAGAAGAAGAGGAGGAGGAGGACCUGGGAGCUUCGCCCCUCGGCGACCAUGGCAGCCUUAUGAUGGCUCUAGCCUCGACCAAUGCUUUGCCAUACGAGGGACUGGCUUCACCCUUACGACUGACUGCAGGGACAGGCAAGCCUCUGAAUCUCAAGAGGGGUAGGGGCCGACCAGCUGGUCGUACGGGCGAGUCUAAGCUCAAGAAACCACUCGGCCUCAAACUGAAGAGAUGGAAAGGUGGUGUAUAUGUUCCAUCUGACAAGUCCCCCCGUCAUUCGCUGGAUGGAGAUGAGAGCCCCGCACACAGCUCAGAGCCAAGCACCCCUGCCACCCCUACCACUACAGCCUCUACCCCUGGUGAUGACAAGCUGUUGGCUCCACCCUCACAGGACGAUCCGCCGUACUUCGCUGAGACCUGGCCUGGGAAGGUGUGUGUGCUCUGUAACCUAGGCGAACGGUCACAGCUGGGCCAAGGAGAGAUGUUAAGACUCGCUUGUCAGGAAGGGUUUGUGCCUCAACGCCCCACCACACCGGGGUUUGUCUCUCCCACCACCGAACAGGAAGAUGUUACUGGCCCAGACAAGAGUCCCCGCACUCCCGCACUUAGCUGCCGUCGUCAAAAGAACUGGGCCAAGUGCAGGAAUGUGGUACUCAGUGGUCAGGAACCUUUGGAUGAACUCAGCAUCAUCGGCUACACUGAGGAACCAGAUCUAGUCAGCUUAUUCGAAAAUGCAGUCAGCCAAUGGCAUGUUUAUAUCCAUGAAAAUUGUGCGCUGUGGAGCCUCGGUGUAAGUCGUCCGACGGAUGCCGAUUUUCAAACAAUUGGACAGAUUGUGGUGUCGGCGGUUUGUCGCAAAUGCUCAUACUGUGGUAGACUCGGCGCUAGUGUUUCUUGUACCUUCAACAACUGUCAGAGAGCUCUACACCAUCCCUGUGCAGGAGCCUCCGGUGCCUUCCAAGACUCCAAGAGCUACAGCCUCGUGUGCAAUCUUCACUUGGACCAAGUCUCACUCAUGCCUGGUCUCGGAGACGUGACGUGCAUGAGCUGUUUCUCCCUGGGAGAUGUUCGGAACCUGACAAUGUGCUCUAACUGCGGUAACCAUUACCAUGGGAGCUGUGUCGGCCUCGCUUUGUUACCAGGUGUCCGCGCAGGCUGGCAGUGUCAGGACUGUCGUAUCUGUCAGAUCUGCAGACAGCCUGAGGACAGCAAAGUCAUGUUGUGUGAGACAUGUGACAAGGCCUACCAUCCACACUGCCUUCGGCCCGUAGUCGCCACAAUACCCAAGUACGGCUGGAAAUGCAAGUGUUGCCGCGUGUGCAGUGACUGUGGCUCUCGUACGCCGGGUGCCGGCCAAAGUUCACGUUGGCACGCUCACUACACGGUGUGCGACUCUUGCUACCAACAGCGUAACAAGGGAUUCUCCUGUCCUUUGUGUCGAAGAGCCUAUCGCGCAGCUGCGUACAGGGAAAUGGUCCAGUGUAGCAAGUGUAAAAGGUUUGUCCACGGAACAUGCGACCCUGAUGCAGAUCUCGUUACAUACCAGCAACGCAAAGAAUCUGCUCCUGAAUACGAAUACAUAUGCCUUAACUGUAAAAAUGAACCAAAGAAACGGAAAGACAGCCUUGAUGACUUUUGCAUGGAUUCUAACAUGAGCGCUUCACAAGAGUCACUCGUAUUGGAUGAAUUUGAUUUUGACUACGAGAAGGAGGGCUAUGGAAUGGGAAAGGGCAAGCCUUUUUGUGCCAGUAAAAUAGCAAAGAAAAAGUUAGGUCUUGGAUAUCCUGGGCCAGGAAGACCAGGCAAGUUAGGCAAGAUGAGUGGCAUAACCUCCGCACUGAUGAUGAACUACCAGAAGAAACAGCAGAGGUUCAAUGAGUUUGGUCGCAAACGGAUGCCCAAGUCUAAAAUGAGAGGCAUUUUUGGUGUCCCAGGAUUAGGACUUCAGAAACCCCAGGCAGACAACACCAAAGACAAGGUGGCAGCAGACGACGACACGAGUGACAACAAGCUUGUUUUGUGUUCUGCCAAGGACAAGUUUGUGUUAUCUCAGGACUCUUGUGUUAUGUGUGGUGCGCUCGGAACUGACCAGGAGGGCUGCCUUAUCACUUGCGCUCAGUGUGGCCAGUGUUACCACCCUUACUGUGCUAAUGUCAAGGUUACCAAGGUGAUACUACAGCGAGGGUGGAGGUGCCUGGACUGUACUGUGUGUGAAGGGUGCGGCCAACGUAAUGAUGAAGCUAGACUGCUGCUUUGUGACGACUGUGACAUAUCUUACCACAUCUACUGCAUGAAUCCUCCCCUCACCUACGUGCCUAGAGGGACUUGGAAGUGUAAAUGGUGUGCUCAGUGCCUGACAUGUGGCUCGAGUGAGCCCGGAGUUAGCUCGUCUUGGCUCAAAAACUACACGGAGUGUGGUCCAUGCGGGUCUCGUACUCAGUGUCCCUCCUGCAGUCAACCCUACGUAGAGUCAGAACUGAUCAUUAAGUGCAUUCAAUGUGACAGGUGGUUCCACUGUAUGUGUGACAACAUUCAGACAGAAGAAGAAGCUGACAUGUGUGCUGAGGAUGGUUAUCGUUGUAUGAUCUGUCGACCCAAGGAUGUCAAGUUGCCUCAUCUUUUAGCAGGACCUCUCAAUAGGCCUUCCAACACCCCUACACGAUCUGACAGUCCAGGUGACAAAAAGUUCAGAAUAGUGUAA